CCAAUCGAAACGCGUCAGCAGCCCAAGAAGGCGCGAGCCUGUUCUCAGAGACGCCAAGCAAUCAUAACGUCUUAAGAGACCAACAGAGAGAGUGCGAGAGAGAGAGCUGGUGGAGCGCGCGCGCUGCUGUGAGCGCAGCACAAUACUGCCUAUACAGUCUCGUAGACGACCUGCAUCACCACAGACACCAAGACCACCAGCCCACCAGCCCGGAUCUAAACAUCUAAACGACAAUGGGCAGAAACGACCCUCCCGAUCACACAGAGCCAGAACCGCACAACAACACCACGCAGACGCACGCGCGCACGCUCUGGUGAGUACAGCUCGAGCGCAGACGGCGCGCAUGGCCGCCGCGUAAUUCUACGCAGUACGGGACUUUUACGCGCGGAUGGAGCGCUCGGACAACUGGACCAACGAGACCGUGGUGCGCGCGGAUGACGCCCUGUCCGACGAUGCCGAGCUGGAGGGCGGCGGGAGCGCGCGCGCGAUCCUCGGCUUCGUCCUGUUCCUGCUAAUCGUGUCCACGCUGCUGGGAAACACGCUGGUGUGCGCCGCCGUGGUGAAGUUCCGUCACCUGCGCUCCAAGGUCACCAACUUCUUUGUGGUGUCGCUGGCCGUGUCCGACCUGUUCGUGGCCGUGCUCGUGAUGCCGUGGGAGGCCAUGUCGGCCGUGGCGGGCACGUGGCUCUUCGGGCGCUUCUGCGCCGUGUGGAUCGCCUUCGACAUCAUGUGCUCCACGGCGUCCAUCCUCAACCUGUGCAUGAUCAGCGUGGACCGCUACUGGGCCAUCGCCAGCCCGUUCCGCUACGAGCGGCGCAUGACGCACCGCGUGGCGUUUGCCAUGAUCGGUGUGGCGUGGACGCUGUCCGUGCUCAUCUCCUUCAUCCCGGUGCAGCUCAACUGGCACGAGCAGGGCGGCGAGGAGCGGCCGGAGCGCGAUCGGGACGGCGACGACGAGGAGCGGCGCAAGGAGCCGCCGGAGCGCGACGCGCAACCCGAGGGCGCGUUCGGCGCCAACGGCACCAGCGCGUCCAGCGCGCACACCGACUGCAAGGCCAACCUGAACCGCACAUACGCGAUCUCCUCUUCGCUCAUCAGCUUCUACAUCCCCGUGCUCAUCAUGAUCGCCACGUACACGCGCAUCUUUCGCAUCGCGCAGACGCAGAUCCGCCGCAUCUCCUCGCUGGAGCGCGCCGCCGGGCAGUCGCACUCGCAGACGGCGCACGGACACGGCCACGAGCCCGACGAGCACACGCUCAAGACCACCUUCAAGAAGGAGACCAAGGUACUGAAGACGCUGUCGGUCAUCAUGGGCGUGUUUGUGUGCUGCUGGCUGCCCUUCUUCGUGCUGAACUGCGCCGUGCCAUUCUGCCGCUGCGUCAGCGACACCACCUUUGCCAUCUUCGUGUGGUUCGGCUGGGCCAACUCCUCGCUCAACCCGGUCAUCUACGCCUUCAACGCCGACUUCCGGCGCGCCUUCUCGUCGCUGCUGGGCUGCAACAGGCUGUUCGCGAGCGGCGCCGCAGCCGUGGAGGCCGUCAACUUCAGCAACGAGCUCGUGUCCUACCACCACGACACCACCUUGCAGAAGGACGCGCCCACCAACCUGCAGCAGCAGCUCCAGCUACAGCACGCGCGCGGCGAGCGAGGCGAACUCGGCGCGCGCCUCGACAAAGCCUCCAUCUCCUCCGGGGCGUCGCGGAGGCACCCGCACCCUCACGCGCACGCGCUCCUGCCCCACGAGUGCGACGGCGAAAUCUCACUGGACACCAUAACCCCCUUCACCUCCACGGGGCUCGUGGAGUGCGAGGGGCUGCCCGGUCAAAUUAUGACCGACUGACUUACUGACUGACCCCCGGACCCGAGCCCGAUCGAGAGGUGGUCUGUAAUAAAUAGCCUAAUCAAUAUUGUUUUGAUCAUCUCUGUGAUCAGAGGUGGGUAGCCUAGUAGUCUCGUUAGGCUAUAGUGGCAGGGCAAGUCCAACAACUAUUAAAGUUUGAGCUGAUGCUCACUGGACUCACUGGAUUUAAACUCUGUUCACUUAGCAGUAUACAGGCGCAAUGAUAGGCGGCCAAGUUUGCCAUGUCUAUGAAAUUACAGCCAAGUUAUGUGCUAUGUCAAAUAAAAAAAAACAUAAAAUAUGUUAGUUAAACACAGUAAUAAAAAGUUAUAAUGCCACAAUGCCUCCCCAUAUAUUCAGCUUUGGCACCAUUGGUCAAAUUAUGUAUUAAUUACUAUUAUUUAAUACAUGUAAUUUACAUAAAGAUUUGGGGGAAAAUAGAAAAUAUUUUAUAUAUUAUUUAAUAGUAUUUUUGUUCUUUAUGAAUGAACAACAAAGUAUGAAUGAACAAAUCUGUUCAAAUUGUUCU
Molecule: messenger RNA, 2369 nt
Organism: Astyanax mexicanus (Mexican tetra)
Lineage: Eukaryota; Metazoa; Chordata; Actinopteri; Characiformes; Acestrorhamphidae
Product: D(1)-like dopamine receptor
Exons: 1
Coding region: 389-1840 (483 amino acids)
Biological process (GO): adenylate cyclase-activating adrenergic receptor signaling pathway
Cellular component (GO): membrane
Molecular function (GO): G protein-coupled receptor activity
Source: RefSeq, a predicted model, not a curated record